This is a messenger RNA of Cercospora beticola, 3675 nucleotides long. RefSeq lists its product as uncharacterized. Gene Ontology annotation, biological process: transmembrane transport. Gene Ontology annotation, cellular component: membrane. Gene Ontology annotation, molecular function: ATP binding; ATP hydrolysis activity; ABC-type transporter activity. The record is from RefSeq and is a predicted model, not a curated record. Lineage: Eukaryota; Fungi; Ascomycota; Dothideomycetes; Mycosphaerellales; Mycosphaerellaceae.
AUGCAGACCUAUUUGGUCCUCGAUGCCAGCUGGCGCGCGGUCCAGGUGCGCACGUCGUGGCUCGUCGCCAGCAGUUCGACUUUCACCCUCUACGCUGCCCUGUCCAGCGCCAUCGUGCUCGUGGACCUCAUCGCUCUGCUCUUGGAAUGUCUGCCGCACCGUGUUGCAACCCUGACCCUACCCCGGAGCCCAGAGGAGGGAGCGGGGCUGUUCAGUCUCGCCUCCUUCGCCUGGCUCCUUCCGCUGCUUCGCACCGGCUACGUGAAGCCCUUACUCCUCUCCGACCUCGACGCCUCGGCCUCGCCGCCGCGGAUCAAUCUCGUGCGGGCUCGCACGUCCAUUCAUUCGCUGAGGUCGCUUGGCGCCCCACUGUUGCUGCCACUGUUGGCCACUGUUCUUCCCCGCGCCCUGCUCGCCGUCUUCUCCUUUGCCCAAGUCUUUCUCCUGAACGCCAUCCUCCAGCACCUGCGAGGCCCAGCAGAUGCCGACACGAGAAAAGUCGGCUGGGCCCUUGUCGGGGCCACAUUCCUGGUAUAUGCCGGAUCGGAGACAGCAACGACAUGGUACUGGUAUUCCCACGAACGUGUACUGUCCUUGGGACGAUCAAUCCUGAUCGAGGCAUUGUACACGCACACCCUCACCCGGACUGUCGAGAUGGUGUCAGAGGCAGAGGGCUUGACACUGAUGGGCACGGAAGUGGAGCGGGUGCGAGUAGGCUUUGCAGGCCUGCAUGACCUGUGGUGCUGUCCACUCGAAGCAGCAUUUGCGCUCUGGAUGCUAUACCGACGUCUGGGUCUCGCAGCAGCCGCUCCCUUGGUCCUGGUGUGCUUCGUUACCGCUUGCAUUGGACUCCUUGGGCGAGUGAUUCCCAGACAUCAGCGCGCCUGGAUUCACGCGAGGCAACGGCGGACAAUGCUCACGGCGAACCUCGUCAUCGACAUAGAGUCCCUGCAGACCACGCAGUUGGCAGAUGCCGCUGAGGCGUGCGUUCAGCUCCUGCGGGAGCAUGAGAUCGAUAUCGGACAACGAUAUCGCCUGCUCCAGCUGCUCAUCGUGACGUUGGCUUUCGUUCCUACUCAUCUGAGUCCAGCUCUGACAUUUGCCUUCACUGGCAGUGACUUGACUGUAUCAACCAUGUUCCAAUCAGUCGCUCUCAUGAUGCUGAUCGCGACGCCACUCGCGCAAUUGUUCCAGCGCGCGCCUCCAUUCCUCGCGGCGUGUGCUUGUCUUGGGCGCAUGCAGGGAGGGGAGCCCAGUCAGGCGAUGGGCUUCUGCGAACAAGACCCUGCGUUGCUCGGCGGGACGAUCAUGGACAACAUCGUGGAAUUCACAGCGUUCGACCAACACCUCUACCAUGAUAUCACCUGUGCUGUUAUGCUUAGAGAAGACUUCCGCCAGAUGGAGCAUGGUGACCAGACUGAUAUCGGCAGCAACGGCGCCAACUUGAGUGGAGGACAACGGAAGAGAGUUGCUCUGGCUCGUGCACUAUAUCAGUCAACUUGCAUCUACAUCCUGGACGAAAUUCUUGGUGGCCUAGACUCGAAAACAGCGCAGCACGUUUUUGAUAACGUUCUUGGGCCUGAAGGUCUCCUCAAGCGUCGUGGUGCAACAGCCGUCUUCGCUACCAGCUCCAGACAAUAUUUGCAUGCUGCUGAUCAUGUCAUUCAUCUCACACGCACACCUGAUCCGCCGUGUGAUGCGCGCGGCACGCUCAAUGAUGCGAAUAUAGCCGAAAGUGUCCCUCGGGAUGCACUCUCAUCGCAGCAGGCCAGCAGCACACAAGUUCCAUGCGACAGUUCUCCGGGUUCUCUUGCUUUCGUGGAUGAAGCUCAUCGCAUCCACGCUGAAUGUCGAAGGUCUACUAUCGAGAAACCCUCCGACGUGUUGAAUGAGAAAGAGGACGAUGAUUCUCGCUACGCAUCGUCCACUCUGUCGGAGGCCGCAUCGAAGCAGACAUCAGCGGCGGACAACAACUUGCUCUUCUAUGCGUACUACCUCAGAGCGAGCGGCAAGGUGCCUCUCGUCCUGUUCAUAUGCUCGGCACUCGUCUAUGCAUUCUGCAGCAACUUCUCAACAGCAUGGCUCUCAUUCUGGCGCAGGACCGCUUCUCGCAGUCGAAGUCUCUUUAUCUUGGCUCCCCUUCGCCUGUUCUCGGGAAUGAACCAGGGAGAGAUCACCACUUUGUUUUCGCAAGACCUAAAUAUCAUCGACUCGGAAUUGCCGCAAGCUGCGAUGAAUGCCGUCUUGAAUACUGUUGUUGCAAUUGGCGUGACCGCCGUCCUGGCUAUCGCGUCUCCGUAUAUUUUGAUCAGUCUUCCUGUUAUCCUCCUCGUGCUCUGGAUUGUGCAGCGAGUCUAUCUUCAUACCGCUCGACGACUUCGUGUUCUGGAUCUCGAGGCCAAGGAGCCUCUGUAUACACACUUCUUGGCAACAGUCCGAAGCAUCAGCACCAUCCGAGCGUUUUGCUGGCAAAGGCACUUUGUGAAGCUCAACAGUGGGAUGAUCGAAACUUCCCAGAGAGCAGCCUACGUACUCGCCAUGGUGCAGAGAUGGCUCGAUUACGUUCUGGGCAUGGUCGUGGCGGGAAUGGCGACGAUACCGGUCGCACUGGCGGUCAUUUUGCGAUCAGAUGCCGCCAUCACCGGUGCUUCGUUGCUCUCGUUGUUGAGUCUGGGCGAGGCUCUGUCUGCUGUUGUCGAGUUCAGCAGUAGGAUGGACAUCGCGAUGGGGACAGUCGGAAGGUUGCGGGCCUUUGCAUCCGGGGCACAGAUCAAGGAGGAAGGCCAUGGUGACGAAAUCGAAUCAUGUUGGCCAUCGCGAGGCGAAAUCGCAGUCCGUUCCGUCAGUGCCAGCUAUGAUGAUGCUGAUUCAACAAUGAAGAAGCGUCGGCCCUCCGAGCACAGACGCCAUUCACAUCUCGCACUCCACGACGUGACCUUUUCUGUUCCCGCCGCAUGCAAAGUCGCCAUCGUCGGACGCAGCGGCAGUGGCAAAUCCACGCUGUUCCGACUUCUGCUGCGCCUGUUGGAUCCGCUUCCUUCGACUUCUCACCGAGAAAGCACCAUCCUCGUUGACAACGUCCCUCUUUCCCUCAUUCCCCGUUCACUGGUGCGAGAACGCAUCAUUGCAAUCCCACAGCGAUCUGUACCCCUUCCCGACUCCAGUUUUCGCCAAAAUAUCGAUCCGUACAACCAGUGCAGUCAGGAAUGUUGCCUCGAAGCACUCGACGUCGUGGGUUUAGCAGAUCCCGUUCGCAAUCGCGGUGGUCUCGACUCCAAAGUGUCAGCCGACAUGCUAUCGCACGGUGAGUUGCAGUCGUUGGGGCUUGCCAGAGCUUUGUUGCGGAAGAAGCAAGCUGAUGAGCGGCGGGCAAAGGCCGCCGCCCGCUUUCACGCGACGACGGAGAAGCUAGACACAGCAGCAGCAGCAGCGAUGGUGGGUCAGGGAGCACGAGCAAGCGGCGGGAUCUUACUUGUCGACGAAGUCGGUUCUGCUCUCGACGCGGAAAUGUACGAUCGACUCUGGAAAAUUAUCAGGCGGGAGUUUCAAUCCUACACUGUGGUGGCGAUUUUGCAUCGACUCGAUCCUGUAGCGCUCGAGUUUUUUGACAGGGUUCUCGUGAUGGAACGUGGAGAGCUGGUCGAGGGCGGGGGGGAAUGUCCAUCGGAGUUUUGA